Messenger RNA from Synchiropus splendidus (mandarinfish), 2098 nucleotides. It is a transcript of the gene fzr1b, whose product is annotated as fizzy/cell division cycle 20 related 1b. The transcript has 14 exons. The coding region runs from base 306 to 1766 and encodes 486 amino acids. Gene Ontology annotation, cellular component: anaphase-promoting complex. The record is from RefSeq and is a predicted model, not a curated record. Gene Ontology annotation, biological process: positive regulation of anaphase-promoting complex-dependent catabolic process; anaphase-promoting complex-dependent catabolic process; positive regulation of ubiquitin protein ligase activity. Gene Ontology annotation, molecular function: anaphase-promoting complex binding; ubiquitin ligase activator activity; protein binding. Lineage: Eukaryota; Metazoa; Chordata; Actinopteri; Syngnathiformes; Callionymidae.
AGCCGCAGAGCGCUCAGCAGAAGUCAACAGCACAAUUUCUGCUCCAGCUGAUUCGGUCGCCAUUUUUUCUGGACAACAUAAACAAGAAGUGGGAGUUAGGUCUGCGGGGUUCGCUCGGUUUCUGGGAGAAGGAGACGCUUCCCGCCGGUGAUCUGCUGGUUUCCACCGACGAUGAGGACGGCGCUGGUGACCUGAGCCGCGGUGUCAGUCAGUCAGGAGAUGGGGCUCCACGGUGGAUUUCCUCACCGGGAGGGAGCGGGGGACAUUUAAGAGGUGGGCGGGGGCAGCGGAGGGGCCAGGCGGAGAUGGACCAAGAUUACGAGAGACGUCUGCUGAGGCAAAUCAAUCACCAGAACCUGCCCGAGGCCCGGGUCGUCAAGCACAGAGGAGCGUCCUGCAGUCCCCUCACCGUCAAGUCAGGUGACCGAUACAUCCCCACUCGUGCUGGAAGCAACUGGAGCAUCAACUUCCACUACGCCAACGAAAACCUUCGCUCCCCCAGCCAGAACCAGAAAGCGAAGGACGCCAGUUCAGAUUCAAGCAAAGAUGCCGUGACGUACGCGGCGCUGUUGAGGAAUGAGCUGCUGGGCGCCGGGAUCGAGGCGGUGCCGGACCCACAUGCCGACGACCGACGGCAAACCGUCGUCUCGCAGGAGUCCCAGAGGCUUUUUAGGUACACAGUGCACAGCGAGCGAGUGCCUUUCGACAGUGACAAUGAAGUCUCACCGUACUCCCUCUCCCCGCUCAGCAACAAAAGUCACAAGCUGCUCCGCUCCCCGCGCAAACCGGCCCGGAAGAUCUCCAAGAUCCCCUUCAAGGUGCUGGACGCGCCGGAGCUGCAGGAUGACUUCUACCUCAACCUGGUAGACUGGUCGGCAGGGAACCUGCUGAGCGUGGGACUGGGAGCCUGCGUCUACCUGUGGAGCGCCUGCACCAGUCAGGUGACCCGGUUGUGCGACCUCUCCGUGGACGGGGAUUCGGUGACCUCAGUGUGCUGGAAUGAGAGGGGAAGUCUGGUCGCCGUGGGGACCCACAAAGGUUACGUUCAGAUCUGGGAUGCCGCUGGAGGCCGGAAGCUGACCAGCCUCGAGGGUCACUCGGCUCGUGUCGGCGCGCUGGCGUGGAACGGAGAGCAGCUGUCGUCAGGGAGUCGGGAUCGAGUGAUUCUCCAGCGCGACAUCAGGACGCCGCCAUCGGCGGAGCGCCGGCUGCAGGGCCACAGACAGGAAGUGUGCGGCCUCAAGUGGUCCCCGGACCACCAGCACCUGGCUUCGGGCGGCAACGACAACAAACUCCUGGUGUGGAACAGCUCCAGUCUGCUCCCCAUGCAGCAGUACAGCGACCACCUAGCGGCGGUGAAGGCCAUCGCCUGGUCGCCGCACCAACACGGGCUGCUGGCGUCCGGUGGCGGCACGGCGGAUCGCUGCCUGCGCUUCUGGAACACGCUCACCGGCCAGGCCCUGCAGAGCACCGACACCGGCUCACAAGUCUGCAACCUGGCGUGGUCCAAGCACGCGAAUGAACUGGUGAGCACUCACGGCUACUCCCAGAACCAGAUCCUGGUGUGGAAGUACCCGUCGCUAACACAGGUGGCCAAGCUGACCGGACACUCCUACAGAGUUCUCUACCUGGCUGUUUCUCCAGACGGCGAGGCCAUAGUCACCGGAGCUGGUGACGAGACACUACGCUUCUGGAACGUCUUCAGUAAAACACGCUGCACCAAGGAGUCAAAGUCGGUGCUGAACCUCUUCACCAGAAUCCGGUAGUGGACAGUGCUGGUCACCAACACUCAUAGACACCGCAGCUCCCACUCCACCGUCCACUUCCGCAAUGACGGGCAGUUGCAGUUCUCCCAGUGGUGCCACAGGGGGCGCCACUGAUCAUUUAAAAAAAAGGAGUCUGCUUUUAUGUCUUUUCAGUCCUGGAAGAGUGUUGGCUGUUUUUAAAGAGAUAUUAAAGGAAACCUUUACUGCUACAACACAAGACAUUUUUGUAACAGAAUGAUGGUGGACAAGGGAAUAUUUUGAUAAUGUGACGCACAAGAGUCAAUAAAUGAGUGACAGUUGUUCAUCAAACUGUGAUAAAACAGGUUUUAUUU